AUGGACGAGGAAGAGAGGCCCAGGAAACUGGCCAAGCUGGACCACGACGAGCCUACACACGAAGAACUCGGCCCCGCUAUGACAGGUGCCGUGGCUGUUAGCGAUCAGCCGCAGCAAACCGAGGCCGUUGCUGCCGACAACUCGAAGUUGGAGUCUACAGAGCUCCCGGCCGACACUGAAGCUACUGCAAAUGACCCUGCUGUCAACAACACUAUAUCCAAGAAUGAAACCGAAGAUGCUACGCCGAAAAUGUCGAAGAACGCGCUUAAGAAACUCCGCCGGAAAGAGAAAUACGAACAAGAGCGCGAGUUACGCAAGGUACGCAGGAGGGAACAGAUGGCGGCGAAGAAAGAACGGCGCCGAAAGAUGUGUGAUGAAGCACUGGCAACGGGUGGCGAGGAAGCUGUCAUGGCAUUGCGCAAGCAAUGGGAGUCAACCAGAUCCAGACACAAGCGGUCGACACAACUUCCAUUCACCAUUGUCAUUGAUUGCGACUACGAUGAGCUGAUGCAUGCCAAAGAGCGCAUUUCGCUCGCAUCGCAGCUUACGCGCUGUUACUCGGAGAACAGCCGCGCGAUCUGGCGCUCGCACUUGAUGUUCAGCUCGUGGGGCGGGUUACUGAAGGAGCGAUUCGAUACUGUGCUCACCCCCUAUAAGAAUUGGAAGGGAAUUAAGAUCAUCCCGGAAAAUUUCGUGCAUGCUGCCGAGCUUGCAAAGCAGACUAUGGCUUCCCCACGUGGAGGCAAGCUUGCAGGGCCCUUUGCUGAGAAGACCGAUGCCAAACCCGAAGACGGAGAGGUUAUUUACCUCAGCAGCGACAGCCCGAACACGUUGACGGAACUUAGACCGUAUGAUACCUACAUUAUAGGCGGGCUGGUCGAUAAGAACAGAUACAAGGCGAUCUGCUACCAGCAUGCGCUUGAUGCCGGGGUCAAGACAGCCAAACUACCCAUCGGUGACUAUAUCCAGAUGUCGUCCCGUGCAGUGAUGACUACGAACCAUGUGGUGGAUAUUAUGUUGGCAUGGCUGGAGCUUGGCGACUGGGGUGAAGCCUUUAUGAAGAUCAUGCCGCAACGAAAGGGUGGCAAACUGAGGGAAGGGGCAACGGAGAAUCCCGAGGAUGCCGAGGAGGAUGAACCUGAGGAAGAGGACGACGAGUCAACGAUCAAGAGAAUGACCGAGCACGUGCAGGAGGAGCAAGAGAACGAGGAUGAAGACAAGGAAGAGUAG
Messenger RNA from Penicillium cinerascens, 1230 nucleotides. It is a transcript of the gene trm10, whose product is annotated as tRNA (guanine(9)-N(1))-methyltransferase. Gene Ontology annotation, cellular component: nucleus. The transcript has a single exon. Gene Ontology annotation, molecular function: tRNA binding. The coding region runs from base 1 to 1230 and encodes 409 amino acids. Gene Ontology annotation, biological process: tRNA N1-guanine methylation. The record is from RefSeq and is a predicted model, not a curated record. Lineage: Eukaryota; Fungi; Ascomycota; Eurotiomycetes; Eurotiales; Aspergillaceae.